Molecule: messenger RNA, 1815 nt
Organism: Tripterygium wilfordii
Lineage: Eukaryota; Viridiplantae; Streptophyta; Magnoliopsida; Celastrales; Celastraceae
Exons: 4
Coding region: 169-1284 (371 amino acids)
Cellular component (GO): cytoplasm
Molecular function (GO): mRNA binding
Source: RefSeq, a predicted model, not a curated record
UUAAACCCUAAUCUCCCAAAACCCUUAUUUUCAAUCCAAUACGAAUAUCUAAAGCUCUGCAACUUCAAUGGCUUCCCCUCCAGCUCCAUCUACUUCAUCACUGUCACUCCUCUAAGACACCACCAAGAAUCCAGAAAGCCCUGCACAGGACCAAAUCACCCUUCACCUAUGCCUCUCUUCAGGGCACUGUUUCUCAAACUACAAAACCCUCUCUAUAUUUCCCAUAAGCCCUUCUCAAUCAUUACCAGAACCCUCCCCUCAUCUACCCAGUCGAAGCCCGAAGCGAUAAGCGAAGACAACAAGAAACCCCUCGGUCUAUUGUUCAAAGAGGCGGUAGGGUUAUGCGAAAAAGUGGAAAGCAGUGACAGCGAAAGCGAGAACAGUAGUGAGUUCAAGAGGAAUUUGGAGGAUUUGGAGAGGGAACUGAGGGAUUUGAGAGCGAAAAAUGAGAAUGGAGAGAGAGCGCAGAGGAAGAGACCAAAGAGCUUGGCUACUUUGUUUGGACCUGCGCCGAGAGAAGAGGCACUGAAAGCAGAGAGGCAGGAUAAGCCCGUGAUUGUUAAGGAGCAUUCGCCGGAUAUGGAAAGCAGUGACAGCAAAAGCGAGAACAGUAGUGAUUUCAAGAGGAAUUUGAGAGGGAAAAAGGAUAAUGGAGAGAGAGUGCAGAACAAGGAGAGACCAAAGAGCUUGGCUACUUUUUUUCGACCUAUGCCGGGAGAAGAGGCACUGAAAGCAAAGAGGCAGGAUAAGCCCGUGAUUGUUAAGGAGCUUUCCCCGGAUAUGGAAAUGUUCGUGAGACAUUUGUAUAAAGAAGGGUAUUUCAAAGAUGCCAACUUUUUUCCUGGGAGUAAGUUGGAUUUUCAGUGCUUGGAGAAUCCCUAUGCCCGGGAUUUUAUCAAGUUUGCUGCGGAAAGGUUUGGCAAAGACAACCAAGAAAUUGCAAAAUGGUUGUCUGGCAGUAACUUGAGGAAAGUGGUCCUCUUUGGUUGUCCUUCAACUACAAGAAAGACUAUAUUUUCGGCAAAAAUAUUGCGAAAGUUUUUUGAGAUACCUGAAAACACUGUAUGCGAUAAAUGUGUCCUAAAAUCUUCCUGCAAGUUUGUGAAUCAGAGUGUGUGGAGAGGUGACACCAAGACUUUGAAUUUGGCUGUUGUCAUGAGGGUUAUCACUCUAUAUGCACUAGAUUCAGUGUCCCCAGAAUUAGCAGUACCCCAUGAGAUGAGAGACGCUGUUAGCCAAUUGCUGAAGGAGGUUGUUAAGCUAAGUCAGACUAUUGCACAAUAACACAAUUAGACAAGUCAGUAUCUCAUGGCAGGCUUACCAAGCAUCUAUGUGGUUGAAUCUCAUGGUUGGAGAGGAAUUUGACUCUGAUUUGGAUUUGCCGGGGAAUUUCAGCUUCAGCAGCUGGGAGAGAUUUUACCUGUUUAGAAAUAAAAUUUUCGAGUUGUGCUGAAUGAAAUGUCUUCUCGAGGAUGUGUGCUACUGUCAAUAACAAGUGUUGCUUCACUUGAUGAUGGUUUCAUGCCAUUCGGAGAGUUGAGAAUUACCGGUACAAAAAUGUAGAUCUUUUAAAUUUUGCUCCACUCUGGCGGCUGAAGUGUGCAAAGGAGCCUCACUUUUUGAGGGUGUAGUUCCCUAACUUCGGCGAAGAGUUAAACUUUCUGCCAAAGAGACCUUCUUCUUCCUGCAAAACCAUGAUUGAUUAGAAAAUAUUGUCAUCCCAAAUGCUUUUAUGGGGAUUGACUUACCAUAUUUUGUCAUACAUUCCAUUUUCAGUUUGACUCACUUAUCAUAUCAUGUGUAAAGUUUGCUUUU